CUUCAGUGUUGUUGCUCUUGCAAUUUCCGCGCAUGUUGGACGGAUUCCUUUAUUUGUGACAUUUCGCCUUGUGCGCAAAGAGGCGUUGCGUGGCAAUUCUUUUCAGUUGCUCUGAGGUCAUUGUGCGUGACACACAUGUACUGACCUCCUGGCAGGUAGAUUUGUUCGUUGAGUUUGCUGGGGGUGCACUGUGACUGCCAUGCUUCUCCUCAUUGUGGCAAGGUUGUCCGAUGCAGUUUGGCUUGAAGGCUUCGAGGUCUUUUUUUGCCGAUCGGUCGCAAUGCUGCGCGUGGUGGCAACUUGGAUGGGCGUGGCUGCGCAGCAGGUGGGGACCCACGUGGAAGAGUUCCACCCGGAGAUGCCGCUUUGGACCUGCGACGGCGCCGGGUGCGCCAAGGAGGUGAAGUCCGUAGUGUUGGACUCCAACUGGCGAUGGAUCCACAACGGCCAGUACACCAACUGCUACAAGGACGGCGACUGGGAUCCUACGCUGUGCCCGGACCCGGUGACUUGUGCUGCGAAUUGCCAUAUGGAGGGCAACUCGGAGGAGCAGUACAAGAAGACCUAUGGCAUCAAAACCCUGGAUGACGGGCUUAGGCUGGACUUUGUGAGCACUACCAAGUACGGCUCCAACUUUGGGUCGCGUGUGUACAUGCUUGACACCGCUGACAAGUACAAGGUCUUCAAGCUGAAGAACCGAGAGUUCACCCUGACGGUGGACAUGUACUACAUGCCCUGCGGCCUCAACGGCGCGGUCUACUUUGUGGAGAUGGACGCGGACGGGGGCAAGGCCAAUGCGGAGAAGUCUGGGGGCAACAACAAGGCGGGUGCCAAGUAUGGCACCGGAUACUGCGACGCGCAGUGCCCGCACGAUAUGAAGUUCAUGCAGGGCAAGGCCAAUGUCGUGGGGUGGAACGCCAGCCAUACCCCUCCCAUCGGGAAGUGGGGAGCUUGCUGCGCCGAGAUGGACAUUUGGGAGGCCAAUAGCAAGGCCACGGCCUACACGCCCCACCCUUGCUCCUUCACCGGAGUCUAUGUUUGCGAGGGGGUAGACUGUGGCGACAACGCCAAGGAGGAGCGCUACGAUGGUGUCUGCGACAAGGAUGGCUGUGAUUUCAAUUCCUAUCGUCUCGGUGCCAGGGACUUCUAUGGCCGGGGCAAGGACUUUGAGCUGAACGCCCGGAAGAAGAUGACCGUUGUCACCCAGUUCAUCACUGAGGGCAACACAGAUGAUGGGGACCUCAUCGACAUCCGCCGAUUCUAUGUGCAGGAUGGCAAAGUCAUCCCGAACUCCAACGUGUCGCUGGCCGGGGUGUCGGGCAAUUCGGUCACCGACAAGGUCUGCGCGGACAUGAAGUCGGCCUUUGGGGACAUCGACGACUUCACUCGGAAGGGUGGCUUGAAGGCCAUGGGAGAGGCUUUGGACCGGGGUAUGGUGCUGGUGAUGUCGCUUUGGGAUGAUGAGGAGGCCAACAUGUUGUGGCUGGAUUCUGACUAUCCCUUGAACAAGGACCCCUCCAUCCCCGGUGUCAGCCGUGGCCCCUGCGCCACAGACACCGGCUUGCCGGCGUACCUCCGCGAGAAGUAUGCUGAGGCUCGGGUCAAGUACAGUAAGAUCAAGGUGGGGACCAUUGGCUCCACCUUUACUGGCUCAGAUGACGACGAAGACGACGACGACGACGGAAUCUGGGAUGAUGAUCGGAGGCUUCAGGAACUGCACAUCUGAGCGAUGUGCUCAUAGGAGGUGCAGUCAAAAAGUUCCACUAGUCAAUGGUUCAAUUUGGGGUUCGG
Molecule: messenger RNA, 1791 nt
Organism: Effrenium voratum
Lineage: Eukaryota; Dinophyceae; Suessiales; Symbiodiniaceae
Source: the annotation of a GenBank genome assembly